Messenger RNA from Microthlaspi erraticum, 942 nucleotides. Lineage: Eukaryota; Viridiplantae; Streptophyta; Magnoliopsida; Brassicales; Brassicaceae. The record is from the annotation of a GenBank genome assembly.
AUGUACAAAGCAAGUCCUAGAAGAGGUGUAAAUUUGGAGAAGAGCAAGAGUGUAAGAGAGAAAGAGACUAAGCAAAACUCAAAUUUCUUUACGAAACACAUAAAGAGGAUCUAUCCGAUCACGCUUCAACGUAGUACUUCUUCUUCUUUCUCACUCAAUUCUAUAUCUCUUUCGCUCUCUCAAAACUCGACCGAUUCUUUUGCCACGGAUUCAACUUCCACGUUGGAACAAAGAAUCUCUCUAGCACUCGGGUUGAUCUCAUCUCCACGCAGAAGAGAAACAUUUGUUCCAAAAAGUAUCCCGCAGCAACAAGAACAACAGCUACAUCAGGAGUUAGAUAGUGAACCAAAAAGGUGUAACUGGAUCACCAAGAAAAGUGAUGAAGUCUACGUAACGUUUCAUGAUCAGCAAUGGGGAGUCCCUGUCUAUGAUGAUAAGUUGCUUUUUGAGUUCCUUGCCAUGUCGGGGAUGUUAAUGGACUAUAACUGGACCGAGAUCUUAAAGCGUAAAGAACUCUUUAGAGAGGCAUUUUGUGAGUUUGACCCAAAUCUGGUGGCCAAAAUGGGGGAGAAAGAGAUCACAGAGAUUGCUUCAAACAAAGCAAUAAUGUUGCAAGAAAGCAGAGUCAGGUGUAUAGUUGACAAUGCCAAAUGCAUAGUCAAGGUAGUCAAGGAAUUUGGAUCAUUCAGCAGCUUCGUAUGGGGCUUUAUGGAUUACAAACCGAUCAUCAACAAAUUCAAGUAUUCAAGAAAUGUACCAUUGAGAUCUCCCAAGGCUGAGAUAAUUAGCAGAGAUAUGAUCAAACGUGGGUUUCGAUUCGUUGGUCCAGUGAUCGUACACUCGUUCAUGCAAGCUGCAGGAUUAACAAUCGAUCAUCUCGUUGAUUGCUUUAGACAUGGUGACUGUGUGAGCCUAGCUGAGAGACCAUGGAGGCAUAUGUGA